Molecule: messenger RNA, 4467 nt
Organism: Cynocephalus volans (Philippine flying lemur)
Lineage: Eukaryota; Metazoa; Chordata; Mammalia; Dermoptera; Cynocephalidae
Gene: WWP2
Product: WW domain containing E3 ubiquitin protein ligase 2
Exons: 24
Coding region: 84-2696 (870 amino acids)
Biological process (GO): negative regulation of transcription by RNA polymerase II; regulation of monoatomic ion transmembrane transport; proteasome-mediated ubiquitin-dependent protein catabolic process
Cellular component (GO): cytoplasm
Molecular function (GO): protein binding; ubiquitin protein ligase activity
Source: RefSeq, a predicted model, not a curated record
GCCCGAGUGCGGGCGGUGGAAGGCGGAAGUGGGCGAGGAGUUGGGCGCCGCUUCUGUGGCCGGGGCAGUUUCAUGGUGAUGAUAUGGCAUCUGCCAGCUCCAGCCGGGCAGGAGUGGCUCUGCCUUUUGAGAAGUCUCAGCUUACUUUGAAAGUGGUCUCAGCAAAGCCCAAGGUGCACAAUCGACAACCUCGAAUUAACUCAUACGUGGAAGUGGCGGUGGAUGGCCUCCCCAGUGAGACCAAGAAGACUGGGAAGCGCAUCGGGAGCUCUGAGCUUCUCUGGAAUGAGAUCAUCGUUUUGAAUGUCACGGCCCAGAGUCAUUUAGAUUUGAAGGUCUGGAGCUGCCAUACCUUGAGAAAUGAACUGCUAGGCACUGCCUCUGUCAACCUCUCCAAUGUCCUGAAGAACAAUGGGGGCAAAAUGGAGAACACGCAGCUGACCCUGAACCUGCAGACAGAGAACAAAGGCAGCGUUGUCUCGGGUGGAGAGCUGACAAUUUUCCUGGACGGGCCGACUGUUGAUCUGGGAAGCGUGCCUAAUGGCAGUGCUGUGACAGACGGAUCACAGCCACCUUCGAGAGAAUCUAGUGGGACAACUGUUGCUCCAGAGAACCGGCACCAGCCCCCUAGCACAAACUGCUUUGGUGGGAGAUCCCGGACGCACAGACAUUCAGGUGGUUCAGCCAGAACAACCACAGCAACCAGUGAGCAAAGCCCUGGUGCUAGGAACCGGCACCGCCAGCCCAACAAGAACCCAAGCCACAAUGGCUUGGCCAAUGGCACAGUGAAUGAUGAGCCCACUGCAGCCACCGAUCCUGAAGAACCUUCUGUCGUUGGUGUAACGUCCCCAUCUACUGCAGCCUUGAGUGUGACCCCAAACCCCAACACGACGUCUCUGCCCACUCCAGCCAUACCGGCUGAAGGAGAGGAACCCAGCACUUCGGGCACACAGCAGCUCCCAGUGGCUGCUCAGGCCCCCGAUGCUCUGCCUGCUGGAUGGGAACAGCGAGAGCUGCCCAAUGGACGUGUCUAUUAUGUUGACCACAAUACCAAGACCACCACCUGGGAGCGGCCUCUUCCUCCAGGCUGGGAGAAACGCACAGACCCCCGAGGCAGGUUUUAUUAUGUGGAUCACAACACUCGGACCACCACCUGGCAGCGCCCAACGGCUGAGUAUGUGCGGAACUAUGAGCAGUGGCAGUCACAGCGAAAUCAGCUCCAGGGGGCCAUGCAGCACUUCAGCCAGAGGUUCCUCUACCAGUCUUCGAGCACUUCGACUGACCAUGACCCCCUGGGUCCCCUCCCCCCUGGCUGGGAGAAGAGACAGGACAAUGGACGGGUGUAUUACGUGAACCACAACACUCGCACUACCCAGUGGGAGGACCCUCGGACCCAGGGGAUGAUCCAGGAGCCAGCUCUGCCCCCAGGGUGGGAGAUGAAAUACACCAGUGAGGGGGUGCGAUACUUUGUGGACCACAAUACCCGCACCACCACCUUUAAGGAUCCUCGCCCGGGGUUUGAGUCGGGGACGAAGCAAGGUUCCCCUGGUGCCUAUGACCGAAGUUUUCGGUGGAAGUAUCACCAGUUUCGUUUCCUCUGCCAUUCAAAUGCACUACCCAGCCAUGUGAAGAUCAGCGUUUCCAGGCAGACGCUUUUUGAGGAUUCUUUCCAGCAGAUCAUGAACAUGAAGCCCUAUGACCUACGCCGCCGGCUCUACAUCAUCAUGCGUGGUGAGGAGGGCCUGGACUACGGAGGCAUUGCCAGGGAAUGGUUUUUCCUGCUGUCCCACGAGGUGCUCAACCCCAUGUACUGUUUAUUUGAAUAUGCCGGGAAGAACAAUUACUGUCUGCAGAUCAACCCUGCCUCCUCCAUCAACCCCGACCACCUCACCUACUUCCGCUUUAUUGGCAGAUUCAUCGCCAUGGCGCUGUACCACGGAAAGUUCAUCGACACAGGCUUCACCCUCCCUUUCUACAAGCGGAUGCUCAACAAGCGACCAACCCUGAAAGACCUGGAAUCCAUCGACCCUGAAUUCUACAACUCCAUUGUGUGGAUCAAAGAGAACAACCUAGAAGAGUGUGGCCUGGAGCUGUACUUCAUCCAGGACAUGGAGAUCCUGGGCAAGGUGACCACCCAUGAGCUGAAGGAAGGUGGCGAGAGCAUCCGAGUCACUGAGGAGAACAAGGAAGAGUACAUCAUGCUGCUGACUGACUGGCGUUUCACCCGAGGCGUGGAAGAGCAGACCAAAGCCUUCCUGGAUGGCUUCAACGAGGUGGCCCCUCUGGAGUGGCUACGCUACUUUGAUGAGAAAGAGCUGGAGCUGAUGCUUUGUGGCAUGCAGGAGAUAGACAUGAAUGACUGGCAGAAGAACACCAUCUACCGGCACUACACCAAGAACAGCAAGCAGAUCCAGUGGUUCUGGCAGGUGGUGAAGGAGAUGGACAACGAGAAAAGGAUCCGGCUGCUGCAGUUUGUCACCGGAACCUGCCGUCUGCCUGUUGGGGGGUUUGCCGAACUGAUCGGUAGCAAUGGACCGCAGAAGUUUUGCAUUGACAAGGUUGGCAAGGAGACCUGGCUGCCCAGAAGCCACACCUGUUUCAACCGUCUGGAUCUCCCACCCUACAAGAGCUAUGAACAACUGAAAGAGAAGCUUCUGUAUGCCAUUGAGGAGACCGAGGGCUUUGGUCAGGAGUAACUGAGCUGCCCCUCCCACCCCCCAGCACACACGUAGUCCUGAGUCCUCCCUGCCUGAGAGUCUGCUGGCUGCGUAACCCUUGGGAGGCCCCCAUGGAUGGUGGCCCUGCGUGGGACCACACUGUCAUCACGUUGUGGCAGAAGAGCUUGACCCCAGGAGGCCCUGUGGCCCUCCUCCCUCCUACCCGCUGGUGGCAGUCUGGAAUAAAACCCCCUAGUCACCUUUGGCCACACCACCCAUUGCAAAGUCCAGAGGGCUGACCCUGUCUGCAGACUCUCCCCUCCCCUGGGCCCAACCCUGGGUGUGCGUGAGUGUGCGGGGAAGGUUUCCGUCUCAGGGCUGCAGCAGAAGCUACUUGGGGUAGCUUUCUGGACGGAGAAAGCCAAGGGUCCUUGUCAGUAAAAGAGGUUCUGUCUCCAGUAGAACUUGCCCAGUGAUGUGUAUAAAUGAAGGUCUGGGGAGAGGACUCUGUCGGGGCGGUCCUUACUUGCCUCCCUAACGGGCUCCAGUGUGGAGGCUGAGCCGCGAGGACGGCGCAGCUGGCCAGUUCCUUGUUCCUCGGCAGAUAAAAGAUUGCACAGCUGCUAGGCAUCAGUGGGGCAGAAACAGCAAACUCCCUCAGGCUUUUAAAAAAUUUUUUCACAUAAACUUGAAGCAUUUGUGCAUGGGGUUGCUCUUGUUUUGUUUUGCCGCGGCCACUUUCUGUCAAGGAGCCAACACCCCAGCAGUUCGGGAACCUUGAGGGACCCAGCGUCAUUGGCCGAGUGUUUCCCAAACAGCUGCUGCUCUCAGGAACUUGCCAAGCAGUUCCGUGAGCUCAGGAAGGCCUGACCUGUGGCUCAGCUUCACAAUGGCUUAGCCCCUGAGCUUGACAGAGAGGACAGGGUUGGGCUCCUAAGUGCCACUGCCAACCUGGCCGCCUUCGAGUGAGAAGGAAUCCCUUUGCUAGAUGCAGUCAUCCAGGUGGCCCCAAUGACGGGGCAGAUGGGUCUGACACGACUCCCUUGCUAGCCCCUGGAGCUCCAGGUGGGCCCAUCCCGUUUAGAAUGAAGUGCGUGCUGGCCAGCUGAAAGUGUUCAUUCUGCAUAGGUGCAAAGCUUUAUCAGCAUGCAGGAAACGAUGCGAUCACAAACCAGCAGAAGGGCCUGAGCCGCUGCCUGCAGCCUGACUUGAUUUCUGCAGUUCCCUCCUACGGUGUCUGGCGUGGGCACUCUGCCAUUGAUAUCUUCAAGGAGAACAUGCUUCUCUGGGGGUGGUGAUCAUAGCCGACCCCCCAGUCCAGGCUUCGGGGUUCUCUGCUGAGUGCCAGCUGCAGACUGGCUUCCUAGGACCCCAGGCAGGAUCUGAGACCUGUCCUGGGAGCCUUCUGAAGACAGUCUCACGCUCGCAGGUCCUCGUCCUUCCCCAGCCCAUGGAGGUACAGGCUGUGUCCGCCUGUGUUGUUUGUGCUGAUUUGAGUGGUCAGCUCACUGUAGUUCCACCUUUUCUCUCCCUUUCAGCCAUCUGUGUACUUCCCUGUGGCAUGUCACUAGGCAGGCCACUCCAUCGGUGGGUAGGGGUGCAGGCUGCCGUGUGAGGUUUGGAAGCAUCAGGCUCACAGGUGUUCAUGUGUAUUCGUGUGUGUGCAUACAUACGUGUGGAUAACUGAAGUGUCUGUAUGGAAUGCCCUUCGGUAGCACUGGGUUGGUCACCAGAUUGUUUUGUAAUUCCCCGUCCCCCACCCUGCCUCGGUAUUGCCAGUUUCUUGUGCAAUAAACAAUCAGCAGCUGUA